UCAAGCACAGAGAACGGACUCAAGGCCAGGUUAUUCUUGACUUUCCGCGUCUGUGUCCAUCUCCAUCUAGCACAUGUAAUGUAGCAAAACUCUCUAAACUCACAUGAGAAAUGAGGAUCAGACUAGCACUGUGGAAAAACAUUUUCAGAAUGUUCUAGAGAAUCUUCCUCAAUUUUUUUACGAAGCUUAAAUCAAGCAGGAAUUCAAAACACCAUCCUCAAAUUGGAAGAAAAGAACAGAAAGAGGUGUAUGCUGUGUUAGGAAAAGAGGAGAGAACUGCUGGAAUCCACGUCAUCUGAUCAGCAUGAGCUUAAACAGCACACUGGAGAAGGGGGCUCAUCACCAGGUCCUUGAUCUCUCGGAGGAGCUUCCAAACAACAGCCACCACCACACCCUCCAGCACACACACUCUGACUUGUCCAAUGGGCCAGCUAGAACCCCAACUAAUGGCCCUGGGGUGGUUGUGCCACCACCUUACUCUGCAGGAGAGGCCAGAGGAGGCAAUCCUCCGCUUGAGCUGCGGGGCUCUCUUGACUGCUGGGCAUGUUCGGUGUUAGUGACGGCACAGAACCUGGUGAUCGCGACCAUUAAUGCCUGCCUGGCUGGGUUGGUUUUUGGUAUGAUCCUUACGCCUGCUAUUGUCAUGGUGGUGUUCGGCUUUCUCUGCCAUUCAACGGUGCGCCCACAUGGUACAACCUCGUUCUGCUCAGACCUGCUUACCGAUGGUGGUUGUGUGGCGUUGCUGGUAGUUGGUUUCUUGCUGGUGACUCCACUCCUGGUUCUGGCUUUGGCUGCGUACUGCCGGCUUGCACGUCACCUUCAGCUGGGCCUGUGUUUUAUCCCUUACAGCCGUGCCGUCUACAAGAACCUUCCUGCUACCCAGCACCGUGGUCUAGGAGGGGGUUGCUGUGGACAGAGAGCUGGGAAAGGAGGGGGAAAGGUGUGGGUGUAGAACGAGAUUACAUUAAUGCAGUAUUAGAAAGAAAUAUUAAUGUGCAAGAAUACACUAUGUAAUGCAGACCUAAAUAUGGGCACAUAAAAUGUAGAAAUAUUUUUACAUGUAUAGAGAGAAGGGGAUUUAAAAAUGAUCAACCUGAUGUAUAACAAGCAACACUUUUUAUGUCACCGAAAACAUACUUAUCAAGCUGUUUUAUUAAUUUGUCUAAAAUUGUUAUACACAGGUUGUAUGUAAUUUUUCUAAAUACGUGUAUUACAUUAAACAAAGUGUUGUGGGUACUAGGUGUCAUUAAGUCAUGUUGUCUGGGGUUGCAACUUUGUUUGAAUACUACAAGUAGCCUAGAACACCACCAAACUGAAUUGUAUUAUAAAAACCCUGAGAUGGCUUUCCUUCAACAUACCCUACACCAGUACACUAAAAUCAGCUACAUUUGAAUAUAACAUUUUUAAUAUGUACAUAUUUUAUUACAAAUACAAUAUGUUUCUUCAUAAAAACAUUAUAUUUAUAUUCUUAUAAUCAAUGGUUUCAAA
Messenger RNA from Triplophysa dalaica, 1488 nucleotides. RefSeq names its product transmembrane protein 88 b (gene tmem88b). The record is from RefSeq and is a predicted model, not a curated record. Gene Ontology annotation, cellular component: plasma membrane. Bases 305 to 952 code for a protein of 215 amino acids. The transcript is spliced from 3 exons. Gene Ontology annotation, molecular function: PDZ domain binding. Lineage: Eukaryota; Metazoa; Chordata; Actinopteri; Cypriniformes; Nemacheilidae.